This is a messenger RNA of Cryptomeria japonica (Japanese cedar), 3285 nucleotides long. RefSeq names its product flowering time control protein FCA. Gene Ontology annotation, molecular function: RNA binding; protein binding. The coding region runs from base 306 to 2867 and encodes 853 amino acids. The record is from RefSeq and is a predicted model, not a curated record. Gene Ontology annotation, cellular component: ribonucleoprotein complex. NCBI's taxonomy places the organism in Eukaryota, Viridiplantae, Streptophyta, Pinopsida, Cupressales, Cupressaceae. The transcript is spliced from 19 exons.
CUAUAUAAACAACCUCGCAUUCUCAUCACGUAUAAUUAACUUUUUUUAAUUUUCUUUCCAAUUUUUACCAUUGUAAUGAAGCCAUGGAAUACCUUGGUAUACAAGGAUAAGAAGCAGUGCUGGGCCUUGAAAGCCACCACAUACCAACUCUUCAGCACACUUCACUGUUUCAACCCAUCUUUGAAUCAUAAAAUUUGGCGGCCAUUUGCAGCAGAUUUUUGAUUCUAGGGUUUUUAAGGGUUUGAAAUUUUUUUAAUCUCGGGGACUUCAAGAAAAACCGUAGCUAAAAUUGGGGUGUCAGGUUUAUGGAGGCUUCUGCCCACAUGAUUAGCAAUAAUGGUAGGUUUCCCGUCAGCCAGAGCCCUAUGAGGCAGCAGCAAUCGGGUCCUCCUGCAAUGCAGAACAACAGUAAUAACUUUAUCAAUUCUAAGCACUUUGGAGGUGGAGGCCGUGGUGGCGCAAUGGUGCCGAGGCCUGGUUAUGGCGCCCAUGGUAUAGGGCACAAAAGGGAUAGUAGCGGCUUCGAUGUUGGACAGCGAGGUUCUCAAGCUUCUGCUGAUGGUGGUGCCUUUGUCAAACUAUUUGUGGGACAUCUACCCAGAACUGCCACAGAGGAGGAUAUACGUCAAUUAUUUGCACAACAUGGGAAUGUUCUUGAAGUUUCUAUGGUUAGAGAUCAAAGAGUUGGCCAGCAACACGGCUGUUGUUUUAUUAAGUAUGCAACUGUUCUAGAGGCAGAGAGAGCCAUCAGUGCUUUCCACAAUCGGCACACAUUACCGGGGGGCACAAGUCCUUUACAAGUCAGAUUUGCUGAUGGUGAACGCGAACAGAUUGGUACGAUGGAGCAUAAAUUGUUUGUUGGUUCAUUGAAUAAACUUGCAACAGAAAAGGAUAUUGAGGAGAUCUUUGCUGAGUUUGGCCCUGUUGAUGACAUAUAUAUCAUGAAGGAUGAACAGAAGCAGAGCAGAGGGUGUGCAUUUGUUAAAUAUCCAUCUAGAGAAAUGGCAGCAGCAGCUAUUAACAAAUUACAUGGAUCUUUCACAAUGAAGGGAUGCAAUCAACCUUUGACCGUACGGUUUGCAGAGCCGAAAAGACCUAAAGUUGGAGAUGCAAGAAAUGGCCCCAUGUUUGGAGGACCGGGCUUUGGUGCUGAAGCACAGAGGCCAUUUGGAUCCAGGCCUACUGUGAGUGGUGGAGGGCACACAGGAGGACGGGGUGUACCUGGAAACUGGCGGCCCAUGGGUGUAGCAAAUAUGAGAAUCCCAUCUCCACAAGUUGGAUCCCAUCCUUAUGGUAGGCCAUCAACUCCUAGUGGAAGAUCAGGAUCUGUAGGAGGACAUUCACCAUCGGGAUUACAUGUGAUGUCGGGUGAUAAUCAGGUUGGAUCUAUCAGUGGUUCCCAGAACUCAAUAAAUGGUACUAUUGAGGGACCUGUUCAUGUGUCUGCUCCAGUAGGAGGCCCUGCAAGGCUGACUGCCCCUUCUCCGCAGCAGGGUUAUAAUUCAUCUUCUUCACAGCAUCAGGCUCAAGUUCAAGGUUGGUUACCACCAGUGCAGCAAACACACCAAAUGCAGCAACAGUUGCAACCACCAUACCAAAAUCAACAUCAAUCCGCGCAAUCUCAUUCACAAUUGCAGACUUCACAGCAAUCAUUGAAUUUGCAGCAAUAUGGUCAGCAUGUGCAAUCCUCUCAACUUCAUAACCAACAGCCAACACAAUCUCAAUUACAAAUGCAGGCCCAGCAAUCUUUACAGCAAUAUGGUCAACAGGUGCAACAACCCUUACAACCACAUUCACAACAACCCACACAAUUUCAUUCACAAUUGCAGGCCCAGCAGUCUUUGCAACAGUAUGGUCAACAGUUGCAAUCUUCACAACAACAUGUUCAACAAGCCCCAUUUGGUCAUGCACCAGCUUCACAGCAACAACCAUCUACAUAUGGGCAAUUGCCUGUUUCUCAGUCUCAAAUCCAGCCAAAUGUUGCUUCCUCUCUUCAGCAGAUUCCUCCUAGCAUGCCAUUACCAAGCGUACAUCCCCAAACUCAGCAGCAACUAUCACAACAGCAGCCCUCUAGUCAGAUAUUACAACAACAGGUGCCUGCUGCGCAGAGCAAUAUUCAAUCCCAACAGCAUCUUUCAUUUCAACAGCAGCUGCAGUCGCCUCUGGUACCACCACCUUUAGUGCAGGCUACAACGCAAUCCCAGCAGCAACCACUCUUGAUGCGCCCUCAGCAACAACAGCCUUAUUACCAAGUGGCUCCAACGCAACAAGCUGGACUGCAACAACCAUGGACAUUUUCAGCACAGCCACAAGGAAUAGUGACAACUAGCUCUACCAGUACACUUCCUAUGACUGCCGAAGCCAAAUCUGCUGCAGCUGUGGCACCUGUUAGUGUUCCUAGUCCUGCUUCAUUGACUUGUGUCUGGACAGAGCAUACUUCUCCAGAGGGAUACAAAUAUUAUUAUAAUAGUGUGACUGGUGAAAGCAAGUGGGAGAAGCCAGACGAGCUGACAAAAUUUGAGCAACAAAAGCAAUUGCAACAGACACAGCCUCAGCCUCAGCCACAGCUACAACAGCCUCAUCAACAGCCGCAGCCUCAAUUGCUGCAGCCCCAGCAACAACAGCAGCCUCAGCUGCAGCAGCCCAAUGCACAACAGCAACCACAGCUACAGCAGGCCCAGCAACAACAUCAGCCUCAACUACAGCAACCCCAGCAACUUGUGCAACCUUCAUUAUCAACUAGUCUCAAUUAUGGACAAUUACCGGGCUCAAAUGAUACGGGCAGUGCACCGCAUCAAUAUAUGCAACAGCAGAGCUUGUCUGCACCACAGGAUUGGACCUGGAAAUCCAGGCCUGCAGGUGCAUAACUGAGUUGGCUGGAUUGUUUGAAGCUCCAAGCAUUUAUCGUUGCAAGUAUCUACACCAGCAUACAUCUUUGACAGAAAAGAUAUAAUCUUAUUAAAUCAAUGUCACUGACUUAGGGUGACUGGCUCAUAAGUCCAGAUGUCACACCUAAAAAUCAAAUUAAAUUUUUAGAUGCCAUGCCUGUUAGAGGUUAUGUAGAAGAUAUACAAGUUCUUGGUUCAUGCCAUAACGGAUUUAGAUUAGAUGUGAGCCAAUAUAAAAAAUGUUUUGAAUGUUGGAAAUCAGAGAGCCUAAUGUACCGGAGUGUAAUGGAAAACUAUUUUGAAAAUAUCUGGCGAAGCUUAUGCACCAAUAUAUUUAGCUGGGUCCAAGAUGCAUUUGUGUUGCUUUUGUUCUAAAUUGUUCUGUUUCGAAGUUGAA